AUGUCACUGACAGUCCCAGCUAUGUAUGAGUAUCAAUUGGAGUCACACUUUGAGCACUACUGCCGAAUGAAUGGAGGGCAAAGAUUAGCAUUUGUACCUGUAGUAGCAGUUAUAUUUAAAUACAAUUACUCCAUUAUUAUUUGUGUAUUGUUAUUGAUAUUACAGUGUUGUCAAGUUGGUGUAACACUAAAUUACAUUCACUCAGUCUCAAAAGAGUUGCUACAAGAAGAAUUGAAAAAAUUAGAAAUUUUACCUACUGAUCUAGAUGGACCAGAUUUAAUUCAAGUGCUCAAUGGUUUGUAUCCUCACGAUAUCGGGCAUUAUUUAGGAAUGGACGUACAUGACACGCCCCUUCUGUCUCAUAACGUGGUUCUUCAGCCUGGUAUGGUAAUUACUGUAGAACCAGGUGCCUAUGUUAGGAGGGACUUCCCCAUUAAAAACCACAUCAAAGCUAAAGAGUUUCUUGGAGCUGCUGUAAGAAUUGAAGAUGAUGUCCUCAUUACUUCUGAUGGACCUCAAGUACUGAACAAAGGGACACCUCAAACUGUUGAGGAAAUAAGUGCAUUAAUUAAUAAAUAA
Molecule: messenger RNA, 579 nt
Organism: Amphimedon queenslandica
Lineage: Eukaryota; Metazoa; Porifera; Demospongiae; Haplosclerida; Niphatidae
Product: probable Xaa-Pro aminopeptidase 3
Exons: 5
Coding region: 1-579 (192 amino acids)
Biological process (GO): proteolysis
Cellular component (GO): mitochondrion
Molecular function (GO): aminopeptidase activity
Source: RefSeq, a predicted model, not a curated record